AUUCAUCUAACUCCACACCUUGUUAUCUCGGAUUCUCCAGCAUCUGCAGUUCCUAUUAUCUCCGAUAAAGGCCUCCUGCGCGCUUUAAAAGAUGGCAGCUUCACCGGACAUUACAACCCGAGUAGCUUCAUUUAUAGGUGUCUGUUAUUCAGAAUGAAUUUGACGUGAACUGUUUGCAGCGAGUUACACGAAAUGGCCCUGGCAAGUGGGCACUGGAUUAAGAAAGAAAUCAGGGGAGAUCCUCCGUGUCCAAGGCAUGGCCCUGGAUUGGCAGUUGCUGGAAACAUUGCAUUCAUAUUUGGAGGCUGUUCCCGUGUUAAUAUGAAAGUGAGUAAUCGUCAAUCCAAAUAUUUUAGCGACUUCUACAUGCUUACAGUAACUCCCUCUGAUCUGACCUGGGAAAUAAUACCACAAAGUGGAUACAUACCAUCUUCCAGAGAAGGGCAUUCCAUGUGUGUUGUGAAAGGAAAAAUCUAUUUAUUUGGAGGCCGGUCCCACCAUCUUGUAAGAGAAUGCUUACCUGGAAUGUAUUGUGUGAAUAUAGGAGUUAUGGUUAGAAAGUUUGCUGAUGACACCAAAAGUGGCGGUGUAGUAGACAGCCAAAAAGAUUCUUUAACAUGGGAGAAGCUGCAGAUAAAUGGCAUUGCACCACGUACUUUGAACCACAGUGCAGCAUUGGUUGGGGACAACAUUUUUGUCUUUGGUGGAAUCCAGAAUGAGGCCGUCUCAGAUAACCUAUUCAUAUUUAACACAGUAUCUAUGACUUGGACUCCAGUUAAAACAGUUGGCUUGACUCCAGUUCCCAGGCCCUGGGAAGGCAUGUUAAGCGGUGCUGUGAAGUGCAAGGAUUUUGGCUAUAAAGAUAGAGGUGCCAGUAACUAUUCGCCUGAAGAUUCAGAGUUAACUGCAGAACAAUAUCUUAGUCAUCUUCAGCAAAAGUGGAAGACACCUUUAUAUGUUGGAAUUUCCCCUGAACGUAGACAAAGCCAUGCUGCAUUUGUUCUUCAUAGUCAUCUUUACAUUUUCGGUGGAGUUAAUGAGGAGCAGGAAUUUAAUGACAUAAAAGCAAUGAAGCUAAUAAAUCCAUCCGACAGACAACCAAUAAUGAAAGAGAUUCUCUCAGAGUUUGGAAUCAAUGAAGUCGGUUACAGCUUUUCACCUACAAGGAUCCCCAAGGUAAAAUAUGAGUUGGCAGUCUGCCCAUUUCCUGCACAAGCAGACUCACCACCACCUGUGCCAAUGUUAAAUGUCACCUUGGAGAAGAACACAACUUCCAAAUUGAAACUAUCUGAUUUGACGGCAACAGAAUCCAGGGAUUUGAGUUCCAUUUACAAGCAAGCUGUGGGAAUGAUUACAAAUGCUUUUGCUGUGCUGGACGCCGAGUUUCAGAAAUUGGAUAUUGAGCAAGGAGAACUUAGUCAGGCCAAAAUUGCUUUUCAGCAAGAAAAAGAGGCUUACAAUAAACAGUACAGAAAUCAGCAACAGGAACUUCAGGAGAUGCUAGAAAAACAUAAAUCUCAGAAUGAAGCCUGGCUUAGAAUGCGGGCUGAGCAAAAUGAUCAAGAAAGACAAGAGCUGUUCAGACAAAGGGCGAAAUUGCUUCAGGAACAAGACAAGUUGCAUGAAGGUUUUUCUGUUCUUCAAAUGCGUAGUCAGCAACUACUCUCCUUAAUGCAGCAAUUUAAAGGAAUGUGA
Messenger RNA from Stegostoma tigrinum, 1695 nucleotides. RefSeq lists its product as uncharacterized. The transcript has 19 exons. Gene Ontology annotation, molecular function: protein binding. NCBI's taxonomy places the organism in Eukaryota, Metazoa, Chordata, Chondrichthyes, Orectolobiformes, Stegostomatidae. Bases 193 to 1695 code for a protein of 500 amino acids. The record is from RefSeq and is a predicted model, not a curated record.